Molecule: messenger RNA, 1038 nt
Organism: Capsicum annuum
Lineage: Eukaryota; Viridiplantae; Streptophyta; Magnoliopsida; Solanales; Solanaceae
Product: protein DESIGUAL 3
Exons: 3
Coding region: 241-723 (160 amino acids)
Source: RefSeq, a predicted model, not a curated record
CAAAAGAAGCUUUUCUUAAAAGCUACAGAUACUAUUAGUACGUAUAAUUUUUUAUAUUAUCAAUAAAAACCCAUUGCAUUAGAGUUCACUAUUUAUACUAUGGUAUAUCUAAUGUAAAUAUAUUGUUUUUCUUGUAUCAAUUUUUUUCUCUCUUUCCACAUCCAGAGCUAAAGAGAGAGGCCCUAUAUAUAAACAACCUAAGAAUAUAUACACAUUGUUGGUGUUGAAGUUGAUGAGAAAAUGGCAAAGUUGUUUGGUAUAUUUGCAUGCUUGUUGAUUGUGGCCUUAGAUGCCACUGCUGGCAUUCUUGGAAUCAAAGCAGAAGCUGCUCAAAACCAGGAAAAGCACCUUCGGUUGUGGUUGUUCGAGUGUAAAGAACCAAGCCAUGAUGCAUUUGUACUAGGUGUGGCUGCAGCAUGUCUUCUUGCAAUUGCUCAUGUUCUUGCCAACCUUCUAGGAGGCUGCAGUGUCUGUGCUACUGAUGAUAUCAAGCAAGCAUCCCCUAGUAGAAAACUAUCAAUGGCUUGCCUUGUUUUUACAUGGAUCAUAAUGGCAGUAGGAAUGGGACUGCUGGUGAUAGGGACAAUGGCAAACAACAAGUCAAGAGCUUCUUGUGGAUUUUCACAUCAUCACUUUUUCUCUAUUGGUGGAAUCUUGUGUUUCAUCCAUGCCAUCUUUUCUGUUGCAUACUAUACUACUGCCUCAAUGCUACUUGCUCCAUAGUCCAAAAUAGGAGUGGCAAACGGGUUACAAAACAGAUCAUGAUCCGUCCAUAUUUAACACCAAUUAAAAAUAGAUUUCUUUCCCAUGGCUAAUUGUACCCUUCUAAUUAGAUCGCAAAUUCGUGCAUGCUUAUCUACGUAGAUCGUUACUCCAUUUCCUUUUUGUUUCUUGGGAUUGUAAUGCAAUGAAGAUGUUUGUUUUGGUAGAGUAGCCUAGGAUUGUGUAACAAAACUUUAAGGGAGUGUAGUAGACAAUAUUAUUCAUGGUGAUUGAUGUUCGUGUUUUUAACUAAGUAUGUUGCUACAUUAGCUGUAA